This is a messenger RNA of Durusdinium trenchii, 1040 nucleotides long. Lineage: Eukaryota; Dinophyceae; Suessiales; Symbiodiniaceae. The record is from the annotation of a GenBank genome assembly.
CACGGUGCCCGCCAAGCAGGUGCGACAGGACCCAGCCCGUUGUGGUUACGGGCGGUCUUAGGUCUUUCAACAGGAAGCGUCAUUUGCACCGCACCGGUGACAGAAAAAAAUGCAGGGGAGUGGGAGGUGAGUUCAGAAGAAUCGGAUCGCUUUUCUCGGCUGUCCGAGAACUGCUCUUUACCCAUUUUACACCUCUGCUCCUAUAGCUCUUUGUGCACAUGUUCUUGGGCCACUGGUCUCACAGCGGGAUGACCACGGAAAUCAGGUGCCACAGCACACCUUGGCAGUGCAUUUGCACCCAGAUUCGGUGCAGGUCACAGGCACUGAAGAUGAGGUUUUGUUGAAGUUCCUUUUCGACGCCACGGCAGAGUGUUCCAUCAGCUUCUACUGGGGUGUUUCCACUGACGCCUGCAACAAGCUGAUGAAGGACGCCUGUUGCGCGAGGGACAUGGAGCGUGAGCCAGCGCAAGGAGGAUCUUUGGAAAUGGGCUAUCAGCCGCCAUUCCUGGACCAGGACGGUCGGUACCUCUUUGGCGCCUCGGAGUGCUUGGAGCGUUCACAGCUCUACGAGCGCCCCAGUGGGCAGAACCAAAGCUUCGAGGAGAAGACGCGAGAAAUGUCUCAGGCGAUGUCUCUGGCGAAGCAGGCAAAGCUGGAAGAGCCAGGUCGAGUGCCUCUGGCGAUCGUUUUGGCGCCGCGGCACUCGGAGAAGCAGGUGACCUUCAUCCGCGUGAGCCUUCAACAGGAGGAGCUGCGCACGGAAGUGCUACAGCAGAUCCUUGUGGGGAACAAUGUGGCUCGGAUCUUGGGCGUUUUUGGCUUUGAAGACGAGGAGCCCAGCACUGCUGACUGCAUGGUCUGCUAUGAGCGGCUCCGUUCGGUGAUCAUUUUGCCAUGCCGCCACUGUUCCGUGUGCUCCACAUGCUUAAGAUCUCUGAGGGACGAGAGAUGCCCCAUGUGCAGAUCCUCCUUCUCGGCCUAUUUGCUUCUGCCAUUGCUUCACGAAACCGCCUGAGCGUGAAAUUGCGCCCUGUAAAAAA